This is a messenger RNA of Durio zibethinus, 2307 nucleotides long. NCBI's taxonomy places the organism in Eukaryota, Viridiplantae, Streptophyta, Magnoliopsida, Malvales, Malvaceae. The record is from RefSeq and is a predicted model, not a curated record.
AUGGCCGAGGCAAUUGUUUCCACGAUCUUGGAGCAGCUGACUGCAAUCACCAUUGACAAAGCAAGCGAAGCGUGGAGGCUGGUGAGAGGUGUUGAGAAAGAGGUCAAAAGGCUUGAGAGCAAUUUCAAGGCAAUCCAGUACGAGCUUGAAGAUGCGGAGGAAAAACAAUAUGUGGACAAACGUCUGAAACCUUGGUUAGAAAGGUUCAAACAAGUUUCUUAUGACAUGGAAGAUGUAUUGGACGACUGGAAAACUGCUGUCCAGAAGUUGCAAAAAGCAGAUCAUGGAGUUGGAACCAGUGCUACUGUUCCGAAGCGGAAGUUAUGUCCCUUUGUUUCAUGGUUUUCCUUCGGUUCUAAAGUCGUUAGCCGUCAUGAGAUUGCUACCAGAAUAAAAGAUAUCAAUGAAGAGCUUGACGAGAUUGUUAAAGACAAAGAUAAGCUUGAAUUGGUAAAAAGAGAAAUUAUUCAGCUACCAAAACGGCCAGAAAGCACUUCUUUUGUGGAUGCGUCAAAGUUAUACGGUCGAGAUGAUGUCAAAGAAGACAUAAUAAGGACGUUGCUGUGUGGAACUAGUGAAGAAGAAGAAGCAAUUUCCGUUCCUACAGUCACUAUUGUAGGGAUGGGAGGAAUAGGGAAAACAGCUCUUGCCCAACUGAUUUAUAAUGACCCCAGAAUUCAGACCCAUUUUGACAAAAAAAUUUGGGUGUGUGUAUCAGAUCCCUUUGAUCCUAGCCAAAUUGCAAGAGCAAUUCUUGAAGGUCUUGACUUAUCACUUCAAAAUACAACUCCAUUGCAAACCCUUUUGAGCAAGAUCAGUGAAAACAUUAAAGAAAAAAAAUUGUUUCUUGUUCUGGAUGAUGUGUGGGCAGACCAUGGACAAGAUUGGGAACAACUAAAAGCUACUUUCCAAUCUUUCAUGUUGGGAAGUAGGAUUUUAGUAACUACUCGUAAGGAUUCAGUUUUAAACCACUUGGAAUCCUCCCAUGUCUUUCAUUUAGAUCUAUUGUCUGAGGAGAUAUGUUGGUUGAUACUUUAUCAAAAAGCAUUUACAGGAAGGAAACGGAUUGGCUGUGACAAUUUAGAGGACAUUGGAAGGGAGAUUGCAAAGAAGUGCAAAGGUUUACCACUUGCUGCAACAACUUUAGGAGGUCUCCUACAAGGUAAAUUACGAAGAGAAGAGUGGCAAAAUGUUUUGAAUAGUGAGAUGUGGAGAUCAAAUUUUGAACAAUAUAUUUAUGCACCUUUAUUGUUGAGUUGUUUUGAUUUGCCUUCAGCAAUAAGACGAUGUUUUUUGUAUUGUGCAAUCUUUCCCAAGGAUUAUGUAAUUGGUAAAGAUGAAUUGGUCCAGCAUUGGAUGGCGCAAGGAUAUUUGAACUCUGUUGACAAUUUGGGGGCUGAAUUAGAAGGUGAACAUCACUUCAAGUGCUUAGCAUCUCAUUCUUUUUUCCAAGAUUUUGACAAAGAUACUAAUGGCGACGUAAUUCGCUGUAAGAUGCAUGACAUGGUACAUGACUUUGUCCAGUUUUUGACCAAAUGCGAAUUCAUCACAGAGAAGAUAGAUGAAGAUUUAACAUUGGACUUAUCUUCCAAAAAUCCUCGUCAUUUGAGGUUGGUGAUUGAAAAUUGCAGCUCUUCUCCUAUGUCCAUUUAUGGCACAGAAAAAUUGCGAAGCCUUGUAGCAGUUUAUCAUGUUAAAACAGCUUUUGGUAAAAUAGCUUCUGAAGCCCCACAUAACUUGCUUAGUGGAUCCCAGCAUCUAAGACUAUUGGAGUUAUGCUCAUUUUGUCUAGAUGCAAAAGGAAUUGCUCGUGACAUGGGAAAUUUGAUUCAUUUGAGGUACCUUUGCUUGAAAGGUUGCAAUGGAAUAGAAACUUUGCUUGAAACAGUGUGUGAAUUGCCUAAUCUACAAUCUUUGAAUAUUGAAUAUUGCUCUGAUCUCAAGAAACUGCCAGUUGGAAUCGAGAAAUUGAUUAACUUGAGGUAUCUUUGUACUAAGGGUUGUUAUGAACUGACUUACUAUCCAAAAGGGAUUAGUAAUUUAACUUCUCUCAUGAGAUUAAGUAAUAUCAAACUGAGAGCAGAUUGUAAUGAUCCUCAUCGAUUCAGUAUUGGAGAUUUAGAAAACUUGGACCUCCUUGGUGGAAACCUUUGUGUUGAGCUGCGUGGGAAUUCAAUAGAUCAGGAAGAGGCUAAGAGGGCCAAGCUUCACAAGAAGACACAUCUCAAGCAAAUGGAGAUUUGGAUCUGCUCUCCGCAUAUAAAGAAGGAGGAGGUAGUUCAAGCUUUAAACCCGCCAUCCAACUAG